Messenger RNA from Microthlaspi erraticum, 1788 nucleotides. NCBI's taxonomy places the organism in Eukaryota, Viridiplantae, Streptophyta, Magnoliopsida, Brassicales, Brassicaceae. The record is from the annotation of a GenBank genome assembly.
AUGCUUAGCGUCAUUCGAGUGCAUCUACCGUCGGAGAUUCCUAUUGUUGGCUGCGAACUUACGCCUUACGUGCUUCUCCGACGGCCGGAUAAGACCGCCACCACCGAUGAUGUCCCGGAGUCAGCCCCGCUCGAAGGUCACUUCUUAAAGUAUAGAUGGUAUCGUGUACAGAGCGAUAAGAAAGUUGCGAUUUGCAGUGUGCAUCCAUCUGAGACGGCCACAUUGCAGUGCCUGGGGUGUCUAAAGUCAAAGGUUCCUGUCACCAAAAGCUACCACUGCACAACCAAGUGCUUCUCAGACGCGUGGCAGCAUCACCGUGUGUUGCACGAGCGUGCAGCCAGUGCCGCUGCAGAAGGAAAUGAUGAAGAAGAGUUGCUCCGUUUGAAUAGUUCAGGCUCUGGAUCUGGCGUCUUAAGCACCAGUGGUAGUUUAACGAAUGGAUCAUCAUCGGUUUAUACCCAAAAGACCGGCGCUGGAGGGGAAACACUUGUUGAGGUUGGACGAUCUAAGACAUACACACCAAUGGCUGACGACGUUGGCCAUGUUUUGAAGUUUGAGUGUGUAGUGGUCAAUGCAGAGACGAAACAGAAUGUGGGCCAUUCUUGUACCAUACUGACUUCCCGUGUGAUUCCAGCUCCGUCACCUUCUCCUCGUAGGAUGAUCCCUGUUGUUGGUGGAGCUGAAGGUAUUGGGCACCUGGAUUCUAAUGGCCGACCUUUGUCUAUGGGAUCAUUCACUGUGCUGUCCUAUAAUAUAUUGGCUGAUACGUAUGCUAGUAGCGACAUAUACAGUUAUUGCCCCACAUGGGCUCUUUCGUGGACAUACCGUAGACAGAAUUUGUUGAGGGAAAUUGUGAAGUACCAUGCGGAUAUAGUUUGUCUACAGGAGGUGCAGAAUGAUCAUUUUGAGGAGUUUUUUUCUCCUGAGCUGGAUAAGCAUGGAUACCAAGCUCUUUUCAAAAGGAAAACAAAUGAGGUUUUCGUCGGUAAUACAAACACAAUUGAUGGAUGUGCUACGUUUUUCAGAAGAGAUAGGUUUUCUCAUGUUAAAAAAUACGAGGUUGAGUUCAAUAAGGCUGCCCAAUCUUUGACUGAGGCUCUUAUUCCUGUCGCCCAGAAGAAAAUUGCUUUGAACCGGUUGGUUAAGGACAAUGUUGCGCUAAUUGUUGUCCUGGAAGCGAAAUUCGGUAACCAGGCUACUGACAUUCCUGGGAAGCGCCAAUUACUUUGUGUGGCUAACACUCAUGUAAGCGUUUCUCAUGACCUGAAGGAUGUAAAGCUCUGGCAGGUUCACACUUUGUUGAAGGGACUGGAGAAAAUAGCUGCCAGUGCGGAUAUUCCAAUGCUUGUGUGUGGUGAUUUCAAUACAGUACCAGCGAGUUCUCCUCAUUCACUUCUUGCUAUGGGGAAGCUUGAUCCAAUGGACCCAGAUCUGAUGGUUGAUCCUUUUGGAAUCUUACGUCCUCACACCAAGCUAACUCACCAACUGCCAUUGGUCAGUGCUUACUCAUCGUUUGCAAGAAGGGGAGGCAGCCUUAUUACCGAGCAGCAGAGGAGAAAACUGGAUCCUGCAUCAAAUGAGCCGUUGUUUACCAACUGUACCAGGGACUUUAUAGGCACACUUGAUUACAUAUUUUACACAGCGGAUACGCUAACAGUGGAAUCGCUAUUGGAAUUGUUGGAUGAAGAAAGCUUGAGGAAGGACACGGCUCUUCCAUCUCCAGAGUGGUCUUCUGAUCACAUUGCACUUAUGGCUGAAUUCCGCUGCGUGCCCAAGACCAGACGCUGA